Messenger RNA from Patella vulgata (common limpet), 1629 nucleotides. RefSeq lists its product as uncharacterized. The record is from RefSeq and is a predicted model, not a curated record. The transcript has 3 exons. The coding region runs from base 166 to 1407 and encodes 413 amino acids. Lineage: Eukaryota; Metazoa; Mollusca; Gastropoda; Patellidae.
UGUAUUCUCUUUCGAAGAGAAACGGACCUCUAUAGUCUAAACGUGUUGUUCUAGUAUCGUAUAAACCGCAAUCAAUAACACAAGGAUUAUAUUUAUUCUUGUGUAUCAACACCCCACUGAUAUUGAAGACAAUUAUAGAAGUACCAAAAGAUAAUUACAGUUUUAAUGGCACCAAUAGUCCUAGUUUAUCGAAAGAAGAGACUAAUCAGGGUUAUAUUAUGUUCUUGUACCUGUCUUGUGCUAUGUAACGUUUUAAACUACCUAGCUAAUCAUUGGUCAUCAUCUUCAGACUCUCACAUUGCAAUUAAGAGUGCCAUUUCACCAAGAGAAAACAACAUAUGUCCUGAUGUGCUGAAUGGCAUGGUGUAUGGUCGGUGGAAGCAUGACUUAAUGACCCCGGAACAGACUAAUGAAAUGAGAAUAUUUCUAGAAAGUGCAAGAAUUCAACAUGGAUUACCAAAAUCUUUGCAGCGAAAUGACUCAAAAUGCGGGUAUGCUACUUUCGAUAAAAGUAUCAGCCCUACAAUAGUAUAUUUCAGGGCUCUGUGUGACCCUUAUGGUCCCAAACCGUGUUGCUUUAAUAAUGAAUGUGUCGAUAAAACAACACCAGAAUGUCGUUGCAAGAAUUGCUUUGAUAUGCGACAGCCCCAUCAUGCUGAAUAUUCCGAAUGGAUACCAUACGAUCAACGAUGUCAAUUAAAGAAAUUUAACUACAAUGAAGUUUGUGAUCUUUUAAACGACGCUACUCUCUAUUUAAGUGGCGAUUCUUAUAUUCGUCACAUAUAUACAGAAUUACUUUUGUUCCUGCGUAACAAUACGUAUGAUGGAGCUUUAAAAAGGACAGUAUCAAAGGAUAUACACGAUAAAUGUACUGGUAUGUAUAUGUUUACAGAGAUGGCGUGUCGAGAAAACCUCGACUUCAGUACAGAAGAUUUAUGUGGAGGUAAACUGGAAUUAAAAUAUGAAAAGCACAUGUCGGCUGACUCUGGUCCAGAAUUUGCGUCGAGAGUAGAGACACUUAUGAAUAAACCAAGAUCGUUAGUUUUAUUUGGACUAGCAAUUCACAGCUUCUUUAAAUUUUCCAACAUCAGAGAUAAUUAUAUAUUACCGGCUUUAAACCGCGUACAAAAUAAAACAUGGCCCAAAUUUUUAUGGGCCACGCCUCAUUGUCCAGGAAUUUUAAAGAACGGUAAUAUCCAAGCCCAGGCGAAGCCAAAUGUUCUAAAAUUUAUGAAAGAAGCAGCAGACUUUUUAUCUCCUCUGAAAAUUCCAAUUUUUAAUAGUUAUAAUAUGACCGAGGGUAUGAUGAGUUUUGACGGAAAUCAUUAUGGACAUGGCAUGAAUUACUGGAAAAUUCAAAUAAUUUUUAAUUAUAUACAAGAAUUGAAAGACACGGGAAACUGGUAGCUGAUUAUUACUUAUAUUUAGAAAUAUAAUGGUACAUCGUAAAAUGAUCGCACAUUUUCUUAUUUUAGUUUUGGGCCACUUUCGUCAAUUUUCGGUUAUGCACGGGCACGAAAAGGAUAAUUCGGUAUUUAUAGUGAUGGCUAUAUAUAAGGCACGGCAAUCGUAGCAGAAGAUUAAGUGAAAUGUAUGGUGGCUGAUAGUGGCCAUGUUUUCAUAACGCAA